Molecule: messenger RNA, 606 nt
Organism: Cotesia congregata
Lineage: Eukaryota; Metazoa; Arthropoda; Insecta; Hymenoptera; Braconidae
Source: the annotation of a GenBank genome assembly
AUGGUUGCGGUUCAAGACAAUAGAAUUGUCGACAGUUUUUGUGGAAUGAGUUUAAAAGUUUCAUUAAUUUUUUUUGGUGGUGUAAGAAUUAUGGGAGCUUUGGGACAAUUAAUAAUACCUGUAAGAAAUCAUAUAGAAGAUUGCGAUGUAAAUACUGAUACUACUUGUCGCGUGAUUUCAAACAAUGAAUUUGCGGCUAAUUUGUCCAUGUCCGCCUUCGGAAUUUUAUUCGUUUUCAUGGCAAUUCUCGGAUCAAUCAUGAACAAUAAUAAAUUCCUAAUUGCAUCACUUGCUAUUGACGCGAUCCAACUUAUAAUUUUGCCGUUUGUAUCAUGGUACAUUUUGAGUAGUUAUGAAAACCAUGACUAUGGCGCAGUUGUGGAGCCACUUGUAAAUUAUGCUUAUAUGGGUAUCAUUAUGGUGUACAUGAUCCUGGCGAUCAGCCGGUAUGAAGAAAUAAAGUCUUCCAAGAUGUACCCCUUUGCUGACGAAUCCGAUGAUCAAGAGCCGGGUGCUGAAAGCGAGGACGAGAAAGAUUUACCUAAGAACGGCAAUGUCGAAGGAAGUUUUCGAGAAACACAAGAGGGAAAACCAGAAAAGUUUUAA